AUGUUCUCCAAGUCCCUUUUUUCCGCUGUCGCUCUCGUCGUGCUCGUCACGGCCACGCCCUUGAAGAGGACGACGUGCAGCAACGGUAACACUGCCUCCGACGAGCGGUGCUGUGUGUGGUUCGACGUUCUCGACGACAUCCAGGAGAACCUCUUCGAAGGCAGCGUGUGCGAAGAGGAGGCCCACGAGUCUCUUCGCCUCACCUUCCACGACUGCAUCGCGUAUUCGCCGUCUCUCAUCGCCGCGGGCGAGGACGGCGGCGGAGGCUGCGACGGCUCUAUCAUGAAGUACUCCGAUGUCGAGACGGCCUUCGAUGCGUCGGUCGGUCUCGACGAGAUCGUGGCCAAGCAGCUCCCCUACGCCCUCAAGUACAACGUGUCCUUCGGAGACUUCAUCCAGUUCGCCGGCGCCGUCGGCGUCUCCAACUGCGGCGGUGGCCCCCGCCUCCAGUUCCUCACCGGCCGCUCCAACGAUUCGAACGUCUCCCCCGACGGGCUCAUCCCCCUCCCGGAAGACUCCGCCGACACCAUCAUUGCGCGUUUCGCGGACGUCGGUCUCAGCUCCGAUGAGAUCGUCGCCCUUCUCGCAUCGCACUCGGUCGCCGCCCAGGACCACAUCGAGCCCUCGAUCCAUGGCAGCCCCUUCGACUCGACCCCGUCCGACUUCGACGCGCAGUUCUUCGUCGAGACCCUCCUCAAGGGCGUGCUGAUGCCCGCGGCCCCCAACGUCACCACACUCGCUACGGGCGAGUCGCUGUCGCCGCUCCCCGGAGAGCUCCGCCUCACCUCCGACUUCGAGCUCGCUCGCGACAACCGCACGGCCUGCGAGUGGCAGUCGUUCGUGACGAGCCAGUCGCUCAUGAUGGACAAGUUCACGGCUGCGAUGAAGAAGAUGACGAUCCUCGGCAACGACGACUCCACGCUCGUCGACUGCUCCGAGGUCAUCCCCACCCCGGCCGCCGCCGCGUCCCAGACGGCGUACAUCCCCGCCGGCAAGAACCAGUCGGACAUCGAGGCGGCGUGCUCUGCGACUCCCUUCCCCACCCUCUCGGUCCAGGCUGGAGCCGAGAGCUCCAUUUCUCCCGUCCCCUCGUAA
Epithele typhae is the source of this 1095-nucleotide messenger RNA. RefSeq names its product heme peroxidase. The coding region runs from base 1 to 1095 and encodes 364 amino acids. The transcript is spliced from 5 exons. Gene Ontology annotation, biological process: response to reactive oxygen species; hydrogen peroxide catabolic process; cellular response to oxidative stress. The record is from RefSeq and is a predicted model, not a curated record. NCBI's taxonomy places the organism in Eukaryota, Fungi, Basidiomycota, Agaricomycetes, Polyporales, Epitheliaceae. Gene Ontology annotation, molecular function: heme binding; peroxidase activity.